AUGUCAACCGAUCCAUAUCCUGCGAACCCCAGGUUGAUGUGUCGAGCUUGUAACACCCGAGGCAUGGCCAACUACGAGCAUCACGUCAAGUCAACUGCACAUCAACAGAAGGUUGCAAGGUUUGUUACUCGCCUGGCGGACGAAGAACAAUUGCUCGUCGGUUUAAAUGAACAAGCUACAAAUGCAAUAGCUACACCGGUCACCCCUUUGAUGGAGCCCGAUUUAGAUCCCGAACCAGAUCCUCCUGACAUCAUCCGCCCCCCAUCACCUCUCAGUUAUCUUCGCUCUUUGGACGCUGCCGAUAUUCUCGGCCCGAGCUUUGGCAACCAUUUGAACCCCUCGGAUGACCUCGACGGCCAAAUUCGCUAUGAGCGGCUGCGUCAAGCCCUGGAAACGCUAGACCGCCUUGAUUUCGACGAAGAUGACAACCAUGAUCUUACCGAAGAAGAGUCGGACUCCCAAGACCCCAACCUUGCGCGUGCUCGAGCCCAAGAGGCCAUUGAAUGGCAUCCAUUCAAAAACAAAGAGGAUUUGCUAUUCAAAAAUGGGCUGGCUUCUAAUGGGUGUACGAUUAAUCCGUUAGGUCCCGUCAAAACCAACGUAGUAUUGCCUGAAAUAUUGCAAGACCUCGGGACUGACACUCCUCUCCGAUGUAUUGACAGUGUGACCUUGCCCAGUGGCCAAUCUGUGCGAGCCCUGGAUUUUGUGUUGCUCCACACGAACUCUACACCCGCCCAGGUUCAAUCCAUUUGGAUACCGGAUGGCAAGGCGGCCAUCAAGACUGUCCUGGUAAUGAAGCAAUGCACCAAAGGCCGAUUGGUUCCUUUCUACGGCAUGCGGGAGAUACUGAAGGGCGAACAUGUCUUUGCGAGGGGUGUUAAAGACGUUGUCACGGUAAUCAACGUGCAGCACAAUUGUCACGAGGGAAAAUGCAAAGUGACGAUGUCCCACACUAAAAAAAUCGAAAGGAAAGUUUGUGAUGUUCUUGUAUCUGGCAUAACACAUGCAGACACGAAUUCUUUCAUUAUAAACUCAGCGGCACAAUAUUCAGGCGAAGUGCAUCGACGCAUAGCCGAAGUCAAUCUGACUACAGUUAACGCGACCCAGUGGAACUCCGCGAUCCAAGAAGGGCUCAAGGCAUGGAAUGAAGCAUCGCGGGGCGCCAAAAAGCAGAAACAAACCCAAGAUACCAAUGAAUCUAUGGUCUCAUGA
Molecule: messenger RNA, 1212 nt
Organism: Melampsora larici-populina 98AG31
Lineage: Eukaryota; Fungi; Basidiomycota; Pucciniomycetes; Pucciniales; Melampsoraceae
Exons: 6
Coding region: 1-1212 (403 amino acids)
Source: RefSeq, a predicted model, not a curated record